AUUGUGUGUUUGUGUAUUAUGUUAAGUUAUGUAAUGUGAAUAAAUUGUGUUUUUUUUCGGCAAAAAAACUUCAGUGUUUUAAAAAACCGGCUAAAAAAUUAAUCAUCAUCAUCGUUACCAAAAAGAAAAAAAAACGAUGCCACCAGCACCGCCACCUAUCUCCGGCGUUAAAACGGAGAUAAUCUAUCCGGAUGAAGAAGAAGCUAACAAUGAUCCAUCAUUAUAUGAUAAUGAUCAUCAUCAUCAUCAUCAUUAUGAUGAUGGUUCGUCAUCGUCCAUAGUGGCAAAAACAAUCAUCGAUUCAUCAACAAAUAAUGAUUAUCAUAAUCAACAACAACAAAAAAAUCAUCACCAUCAUGAACGUUUACAACAUGGUCAUCCUAUGAUGAAUGUUGAUGAUGAAUAUUAUGAAAAUACAAAAAAUCUACCAACAUCCAUAUCAUCAAUAAACAAAAAUAAAAUUUAUAACAACCAUCAUCAUCAUAAUGAUGAUGAUGAUGCGAAUGAUUCGGAUGAUGCGGAGGAUGAAGAAGAAUCGAAAAAAUAUCGUAAAAAAUUAUUAAUUUCAUUGGGAAUGUUAUUACCAGCAGUUGCAGCCAUUAUUGGUGUUAUGGCAUGGGCAAUAAGCACCGAAGUUGUACUUGGAGCCAAACGUGAAGCACAACGUCGUAAUGGCGGUGGUGGUGAAUAUCAUCAUGAUUAUCAUUUUAAAAUACCAAAUAGAUAUGAUUAUACACGAUUUACUAAUGCACCACCAUCAUCAAUGAUGUUACCACAAAAACCUGAAAUGUUGGUCGAAGAUUUUAGCCAUAAUCAUCGUCAUCAUCAAGAUAAUGAUGAUAAUCAAAAUAAUAAUUUGAACGCAUUUCAACAAAGAUUAGAAACAUUAAGUAAAGAAUUUAUUAAUCGUAGAACUGAUCCAGAAAAUACUAAUAAUAAUGAUCAGCAAACAAUUAAUGAGCUAAAAAAUCGUCUGAAUCAAGAAAAUUUAGCCGAAUUGUUUGCCAAAUUAUUUGCUAAUCAUCAUCAAAAUCAACAUAAUCAACAUUCUUCAUUAAAAAAUCAAAAUAGUAACAACCCACGUAUUGUAGUUUUAGCUGCUGCACCUAGUCAAUCCGCUUCCUCUUCCAUAGUGACCUCAACAUUAUCAUCAUUAGUAGCAUCGAAAAAACAUAAUCCACAUUCACAUCAUUUUAUCAGUGAAACAUCAAUUACAUCAACAUCACAACCAAAAGCAAUGGAAUUGAAAAUUGCAUCACCAUCAUCAACCAAUCGAAAAGAAACAGGUAAAAAUCAUUCACAACAACAACAACAAACUAAAUCUAAUGGUAAACAACAAUCAGCUGCUUCAUCAUCAAAAUCUAAGCAAAAACAGCAACAACAACAAUCAUCAUCGACAAAAACGGAUAUCAAAUUCAAAGUUCAUAUUGAUCAACCGAAACAACGAAGACAACAACAAUUGGAAAAAACAAAAUCAACAGGUAAAAAUGGAGCACAUCCUAAAACGGUACCAACAAAAUCAUCAUCGACAAAACCGACAAAAUCAAAAAAUUAUGAAAAAGAAUUUGAUUCUUUGUUGAAAAAAAUUGAAAAUUUAGAAAAACAAAAAUUUCAACCACAAAAGCAGACCAAAACCGAGCAAACAAAAAAAGAAUUAUUCAGUAAUAAAAAUACUGAAAUUGCUAAAAAAUUAAGGAAAUUUAUGGAUACAGCACCAAAAGAAGAACCUGCAAGACCAUUUAUGUAUCAAUCUUCAUUGAUGCAGCAAAUGCAAAUGCAACAACAACAACAGCAGCAGCAACAACAAGAAUCAACGGAAGCGGAACAACAACAACAGCAAUGGGAUCCAAUGCCACCACAAAUACCACCACCGAUUCUACCACCCAUGCCAUAUAUGUCUGUACCAUUUAUGCAACAACAACCAAUACCGCCACCACCACCACAGGAUAUGGAACAAUCAUCACAACAAAUCAAUCAAAAUGAAAUUUAUCCAAAUUAUUAUGGACAACAACAACAACAAUAUCCACCAUUACCACAGCAACAGCCAGAACAAGGUUAUCAACCAUAUCUACCACCGCCACCGAAUGUUUAUCAGAAUUAUCCACCACCAUCACAGAAUUAUCCCGAACAACAACAACAAUAUUCACCAUAUCCUACUCAACAACAACAACCACCAAAUAUGAUGCAAUCAUCAGAUCAAAUACAAACUUAUGUUCAUCCAAAUCAAUAUCAACAAUCACCAUCAUCGCCACAAGGACAACCUUAUCAACAUUAUUCUCAACAACAGGAACAACAACAACAACCAUUAGAGCCAUUCAUAGAAGAUAUGAUGGAAACAACAACAAAAAAACCAAGUAAAUUUAGUCAAAUUAGUCGACGAUUUCAAUUAAGUAGAAUAUUUACAUCGGUUAUGCCUAAAAGUAAAAAAGCAAAAAAACGACCACAACCACCACCACAAUCACAAUCAUCUGAAUAUCAAUAUGAAGAUCCAAGACAAAAUCAAAUGAUGCCACCACCAACACAAAUGCAAGAAGAAGGAUCAGAAAUGAUGGGAGGACCACCACCACCACCAAUGGGACAUGAUGAUCAACCACAAUAUGAUCAAAUGAUUACACAAGAAUCACGAUAUAAACCGGCAUAUAGAGGCCAUGGCCAUGGACAUUAUGGACCGAAAGAAGCAGCCGGUAUGCAAGUUAGAUUCGGUGCUGGCCCAAUGGGUGGUGGUAGUCAAGUAAAAGUAAAUCCAAUGGCCAUAUUAAAAACAUUAGCAUUUCCUAUGAUGAAACGACCGGCAAUGAAUCUUAAUGGUAAAGUUGUAUUAGGUAUUGUAUUGGAAAAUGGUGUAGGCGGUGGUCAUGGUCCAUAUCGAAAACCAAAAACAGUAUUCCAACAUUAUAGUACCGGUCGUAUUAAAAGAUAAAUCAAGAAUCUGUUCUUCAAAUUUUUCAUGACAAAAUGCCAUCUCAACACAUAACAGACUUGAAAAAAAAUUAUUCACACAAUGAAAUUUU
Messenger RNA from Dermatophagoides pteronyssinus (European house dust mite), 3011 nucleotides. RefSeq lists its product as uncharacterized. Lineage: Eukaryota; Metazoa; Arthropoda; Arachnida; Sarcoptiformes; Pyroglyphidae. The record is from RefSeq and is a predicted model, not a curated record.